Messenger RNA from Symbiodinium sp. CCMP2592, 387 nucleotides. NCBI's taxonomy places the organism in Eukaryota, Dinophyceae, Suessiales, Symbiodiniaceae. The record is from the annotation of a GenBank genome assembly.
AUGAACCCAGCCGCUUAUGUGGAUGUACUGUCAAGCUUGCGGAAGCACCGCGCUGCAAGCCCAGGGCUGCGGUAUUUGAUUAACGAGCUUGCCGGCAAGCUCUUGUGCCACGGGCCAGACAGGCGGGCUCGACACUUUCUCAUCCGAGAUGUUUUGGAGAUGCUCAGAUCAGCUGAUCUCGGCGACCGGCUCCAUGCCAUUAAGACCCUAAGGCGCUCUACGGCCGACUUGGGCAGGUUUACGAGCAAGUGCAAGGCAGCUUUAGGGGCAAUAUUGGUUCAGAAGCCGAAAAGGAGAAUGCUGCAUGUCUCUGCCACGUUGGCCGUCGAAAAGCUGGACGAGCUGUCCUGUCGCGCCUACUUCAGCAGGCAACAGCAAUUUCGUUAG